Adineta ricciae is the source of this 1242-nucleotide messenger RNA. NCBI's taxonomy places the organism in Eukaryota, Metazoa, Rotifera, Eurotatoria, Adinetida, Adinetidae. The record is from the annotation of a GenBank genome assembly.
AUGUGUAGCCAUUCUUGCUUUUAUCGUUCGCUUGUAUAUCUUCACGUUCUAAUCGCCAUCUUUGAAUCUGCCACAACCAUUGGGUUAUUCGUCUUGAUCUCCAUCACUCAUCAAGAAUUAUUUUUCAAAACCAAACAUCCCGAAGAUGGUGAUCUGCAAGCAGUUGGUACUAUAAAUAUAAUAAUCAUUUUCGUUCUAUUUCUUGCUGGUGCAAUUCGCACAAUAAUUUUACUCGUAUUCGUCUUUCUAGUAUUACUCAUGCCCAGUGUAUGUUUUUGCAUGCUAUGCAUUCCACACUGUCGAAAUCCAUAUUGUAAACUAUUGAGAUCGAGAUCAACCAAUCGAUUUCUUUCAUUUAAUUGCAAUUGCCCAUGUUAUCGUGCGCGUCCAAAAUUACGCUUUCAGAUGCAAUUUAUAUUGAUUAUAUUUAUCUCAUGUAUUCGUAUAGCAAUGAUAAUCUUCUGUUUCACCAUCCAACACAAUAUUGCAACGAAAAGUCUUGCUGUUAUCGUUGCCAUUUCAUUCUUCUUUCUGAUAAUCACUUCUCUCCUAGAUUUCUAUCACUAUCGUGUAUGGUGGCAUUACAAACCGAUCUUAAGUAAAACUACGGAACACGUUGAAAUACCAACGGCACCACUAUCGAAGAAACACCAACGUUUUAUUCCUUAUCAUUUAUUGGGUGACAAUCGUACUACACAUUUCGGCGAUAAAGCCUGUUCGAAUAACCGAUGUCAAAACCGUGAUUUAGAACACAUAUUUAUCUUUCAUUUCAAAGGUUACAAUCCCCAGCCACGUUACUUUGAUCUCGACGAACGAACGCGUUACAUUGGCUUCCAUCAAACAGAUCCGGAGUCGGCAAUACAAAUUGCUCAUUCUGACUUUCGAAUCAGCGUCAAACAUGAAUGUAGCAUGUUAGGUCAUGGCGUCUAUUUUGCUCGAUCGAGAGAAGGAACAGACAGGAAAGCGAAUCGUCAAGGUGCGUUUAUAUGCGCCGAAAUUAACAUGGGAAGAGUGCUGAGAGUGAAUGCACACGAAAGAAAUCUGUAUCGCGGUAAAAAAGAUUGGUGGACGACCCAUGAUUCAGCUUAUUUCUGUCAUCCGGAUGCUGCUUUUGAUGAAUUCUGUAUCAAAGAUCCAUCUCAAAUUCUCAAAUGGAUCAUGGUGAUCGAGAAAAACGAUUCGAAAGUUGAACUUUAUGGCUUAGAUCAAGAAUUUGAUGAUACGAAAUGUUCGUGUAUCUAG